GCGCUGACCACUUCCGGGAUUUGUCAGCCGCUCCCUCUCGGCCUCCGUCCUACGCCCGCGCCCGCCGGAGCUUGUUCGCGUCGACUGACCAGAGUCCGCGAAUUCUCCGCUGCGAGCCCCUCCAGACCGCCCAGACCUCAAGUAAAGAGCAGCAUUGCUUUCUAUCCUUUGAAAACACUAAGAAUAUGUCCCUGCAUCAGUUUUUACUAGAGCCAAUCACCUGUCAUGCCUGGAACAGAGACCGUACCCGGAGACAACGUGAUGUUUACCCACGUGAUUCUGAACUGUUUCACCCAAAUUGCCCUUAGCCCCAAUAAUCACGAAGUUCACAUCUAUAAGAAGAAUGGGAGCCAGUGGGUGAAAGCUCAUGAACUCAAGGAGCACAACGGACACAUCACAGGAAUUGACUGGGCUCCCAAGAGCGAUCGCAUUGUCACUUGUGGAGCCGACCGCAAUGCCUAUGUCUGGAGUCAGAAAGAUGGUGUCUGGAAGCCAACCUUGGUGAUCCUGAGGAUUAACCGCGCAGCCACUUUUGUGAAGUGGUCCCCUCUAGAGAACAAAUUUGCUGUGGGAAGUGGAGCACGACUCAUUUCUGUUUGUUACUUUGAAUCUGAAAAUGACUGGUGGGUAAGCAAGCACAUUAAAAAGCCGAUUCGCUCUACAGUCCUCAGCUUGGAUUGGCAUCCCAACAAUGUUUUACUUGCAGCAGGAUCCUGUGAUUUCAAGUGCAGAGUGUUUUCUGCCUACAUUAAAGAAGUGGAUGAAAAGCCAGCCAGUACACCCUGGGGCAGCAAGAUGCCUUUUGGCCAACUGAUGUCAGAGUUUGGUGGCAGUGGCACUGGUGGCUGGGUCCAUGGAGUCAGCUUCUCUGCCAGUGGGAGUCGUCUGGCUUGGGUCAGCCAUGACAGUACUGUGUCUGUUGCUGAUGCCUCAAAAAGUGUACAGGUCUCCACUCUGAAAACCGAGUUCCUGCCACUCCUGAGUGUGUCAUUUGUCUCUGAAAACAGUGUUGUGGCUGCUGGCCAUGACUGUUGUCCGAUGCUCUUUAACUAUGAUGACCGCGGCUGCUUGACCUUUGUCUCCAAGCUUGACAUUCCAAAACAGAGCAUCCAGCGCAACAUGUCUGCCAUGGAACGCUUCCGCAACAUGGACAAAAGGGCGACGACUGAGGACCGUAAUACCGCUUUGGAGACACUGCACCAGAAUAGCAUCACUCAAGUGUCUAUUUACGAGGUGGACAAGCAAGAUUGUCGCAAAUUUUGCACUACUGGCAUCGAUGGAGCCAUGACAAUUUGGGACUUCAAGACCUUAGAGUCUUCGAUCCAAGGCCUCCGGAUAAUGUGAAGCUGAGCGACCCUGUCAUCCAGCAUGAGAACGGCGGCUGAGCGCAGCCCUGCCAUUCGCAUGAUGGUGAGGAAAGCCAGCCCAAGGAAACACUGUAACACAUACCGUGCAAAUAUUGUGUGUUUUUGUUUGAAUAUAAUUGGUGAAAGUGUUGGUUUUUUAAAAAGCAGCAAUGGUUUGGUUUUGUUUUCGCGAUUUCAUUCCAUUCUUGACCAAAGCUUCUCUUUAAAUAGUUUAUUAUGGAAUUGUCACACUAACUUAAAGGAAAGGUUGAAGAAGGUAUGUAAAUUGUCUGCUAGAAAAUUAAAUAAAAAUCCUGAAUGUUU
Cavia porcellus (domestic guinea pig) is the source of this 1670-nucleotide messenger RNA. RefSeq names its product actin related protein 2/3 complex subunit 1A (gene Arpc1a). The record is from RefSeq and is a predicted model, not a curated record. Gene Ontology annotation, molecular function: actin filament binding. Gene Ontology annotation, cellular component: Arp2/3 protein complex; actin cytoskeleton. Lineage: Eukaryota; Metazoa; Chordata; Mammalia; Rodentia; Caviidae. Bases 226 to 1344 code for a protein of 372 amino acids. Gene Ontology annotation, biological process: Arp2/3 complex-mediated actin nucleation. The transcript has 11 exons.